AUGGAAUGUUCCUUAAUAUCAUCCGGGUCUGAUGCGAAAAUAUACAAGUGCGUUUUUAUCGGGAAAGAAGCAGUGAAGAAAGAAAUUUACAGAAAAUAUUAUCGACACAAAAAAAUAGAUUCAAAGAUCCGAAAAUUAAGGGUAUCGAACGAAAUAAAAUUUACCAAAAAAUUAGCCAGCAUAAACAUAGACGUACCAAUGCUCUAUUUUGUUGAUGUUAAUGAAAAAAGUUUAUAUUUAGAAUUUGUCAAAGGGUCUACAAUUAAUCAUAUCCUUAAAAAUGUAGCAGAAUAUGAACCCAAUAUACCAAAACGUGUAGGCAUGAUAUUAGCAAAAAUACACAAUGGAAAUAUUAUUCAUGGGGAUUUUACCACAUCUAAUUUAAUUUUGAGAAAUUCCUACAUAGAUAAAUGUAAAAUUCUGGAUUCUUCUAAUCAAUUACCAUACAAAUUAAAUGAUGUUGAGUCGAUAAAACUGUGUGUUAUUGAUUUUGGCUUAACUUUCUUGUCAACUUCGGUUGAGGACAAGGCAGUAGAUUUGUUUGUUCUGUUGAAGGCCAUAAAAAGUUUCCACAGUGAAUUUCCAGAACUGGAGGAACAUAUCCUUGAGGGGUAUAAAACAAAAUCCAAUAAUUUUGACGAAAUUAAAAAAAAACUAGAAAUAGUUAAACAAAGAGGACGUAAAAGACCCAUGGUUGGUUAG
This is a messenger RNA of Plasmodium gonderi, 702 nucleotides long. Its product is annotated as EKC/KEOPS complex subunit BUD32. The coding region runs from base 1 to 702 and encodes 233 amino acids. Gene Ontology annotation, molecular function: ATP binding; protein serine/threonine kinase activity. The transcript is spliced from 5 exons. Lineage: Eukaryota; Apicomplexa; Aconoidasida; Haemosporida; Plasmodiidae. The record is from RefSeq and is a predicted model, not a curated record. Gene Ontology annotation, biological process: protein phosphorylation. Gene Ontology annotation, cellular component: cytosol; EKC/KEOPS complex; nucleus.